AGAGGAGCAUAUUCGUAUCGACGCAGCAUGUCCGGCGGAGCAUCAGUCAGUCGGCGCAUCGUUAUCGCGAGUGCGAUCGGGCCCUUGCUGUGGCUGGCAACACUGUCGGCGGCCGGCACUAAAUCACGUCCGGUAUCGAGCGCAGAUUUCGUUGCAAUUCGGACGGUGCCGAAUCGGACCGUGCUCUGCUGGGCCAUAAAGCUGUCCCCGACGGCGUACGUCGCCGAUGCCGCGUGUGUCCGGCGAUAUCGCCGGCACCAAAUUGCGAUGAUUUACGGUGACGGCGUCCCGCGAGAGCCCGAACUCGGAUGUUUGCGGGGCAGGUUGGUGAGCCUGCGAACACCGCAGUGUCGCCACGGUGUACCCUCGCUGGCCCUGGUCACUGCCCCGGCCGGUAGCAAUCGGUCCAGCUUGAGCGAGACGGUGCGGAACUUCAUUGCCGCCUACGGAAUAGCACAAGAGCCCGGGACUGAGUGUCGCGAGUGCGAGAUCCUUGCCAUUCGUCGUGUACUGCCCUGCCGGACGGUCGAGCCCGGCACGGUGGUACUGUACAACGACUGCCGCAAACAGAUCGAAGCCAUCGAGCGCGCGGCCAUGAAUAGACAAACGGCGGAACUGGAUGGCUGGACGUGGCAGCUACGGCGAACCCUGCAGAAGACGUUGUACGCACGGCUGGAGCAGCGGGGCAGGCAGCAGCUGGAGUGGCUCAAGUUUAUCACCUCGCCACGCCGCUGAACCGGUCCCCGGGAACGGCGCAACGCUGGUCAUUAUACGUUUUUCGCAUAAAAUGUUGCAGAUCCGUAGGAUAGGGUGCAAUAAAAACACGCUGCGUGCA
Molecule: messenger RNA, 835 nt
Organism: Anopheles coustani
Lineage: Eukaryota; Metazoa; Arthropoda; Insecta; Diptera; Culicidae
Exons: 2
Coding region: 28-735 (235 amino acids)
Source: RefSeq, a predicted model, not a curated record